AGAUUCAGACUCUUUAAAAAGCUGCUUUUCUGCCGUUCCUUCCCAUCAAUCCCCCCAAGCCCUCAUUUUUCUUUUGUGAAAAGCGAUUGUUUUCUGUAAUCAUCUUUUCUUUUUCUGGCUACAGCUUUUCAGCAUGAUUUAGGGGAAUUUUUCACAUGAGUAGAGUCAAAGACGAUUCAAUUGUGAUUUACUAUUCGAACAAGUCCGUCCUCCACUACGAGGAAUUCAGAUUUGAACUAGAUCGCUCGGUAUCCAAGAACAAGAAACAUGUCGCACCACACUGCCGUCUCGUCUGCUGCCGCUGCCACGAGCGCCAUACUCGUUCGUGCUAUGGCCUGUGCGGAUUCCUCGUGUCAUUUUCACGCCACAACCUUACGUCGACGACCAGUUCAGAAGGAUGACGUCCGGUUUAAGAUUCUCUUUUGCGGUGUCUGCCAUUCAGAUGUACGGUUGUUCUGGUCUUUGGUAUAGCCUGAAUUUGAUCCUAAGCAGGGUUCUCUUCUUGUUUUCCCUUAUGGUCCAACUUCUUAGGUUACACCAAAGACCGGAACCAUUCAUCAGAUCUGCAUGCAGCUGCGAACCACACGCCACUUCUGGGCGGGACGGGAUAUCCGUGCGUGCCGGGUCAUGAGUUGGUCGGCGUCGUAACCGAAGUAGGUACCAGCGUUCAGAACUUCAAAGCUGGCGACCGUGUGGGUGUUGGGACCAUGGUCGACAGUUGUCGAGACUGCGAUAAGUGCGCGGACGGACGUGAAAACGAGUGUGUGAGGCGUGUUGGAACUUACAACAGCCCUGCCAAAGGUUGGGAAGAAGGCAGACAUGUCUUUCAAGACGGAACGAGUAUGUCUUCACCUUUAUCCACUUCAGGAGCUACUACGUGUGAGCCUGGAACAUCCUCCUCCCAGCAUCUCAUCUCCCAACCUCGCUCAAUAGGAGGCUAUAGCACGGAAAUGGUGGUCCAAGAAAAUUGCUGCAUUGCCAUCCCUGACGCCAUACCUUUGGAGUAUGCUGGACCGAUCCUGUGUGCAGGGAUAACAAUGUACGAACCUUUGAAAAAACAUCUGCUGAAACCACUUGGUUUGUGUGAAGAAGGUAGUGGUGGUGGUGGUGAAAGUGCGAGUCUUGGUGCAAGUGGGAGGUCUGGUUUUCUUGCUGAACGGCUAAGUGGAACUCCAUCUUCGAGUCCAGCAUCUUUGAAAGUGGGUAUCGUUGGUAUCGGUGGACUUGGCGUAAUGGGUGUGCAGCUGAGUUCGAGAGGCCUAGGAUUAGAAACCGUAGCCAUCACACGCGGUCUUUCGAAGAAGCAGUUAGCAGAGGAGAAUGGGGCAAAAGGGUGUAUAGACUCUACAGAUCCUAGUUCAUUGGCAGAGCAUGAAGGCAGUUUCGAUAUCAUUUUGGACACGGUGUCGGUGGAUCACGACAUCGUUGCACUCCGGAAAUUGCUGAAAAAAUCCUACGAUUUUGGAGCUGGAGCGGAGAAGAAGUACCUAAGUACGUUUAUCACCAUCGAAUCACGUUGAUAAAAUUUUUGAUCAUCUUACAACUUAAUAUGUCAUGAUUACGCUUAGCGUGACGAGGACUUACGAAGUACAUGAUCAUCUUCCCAACAACAUCACAAUUUUAGAUUCACGCCCAAGCUCGUCCUCCUCGGGGCUUGCAGGCAAACCUUCGGCGCCUUCGUUGCCUCUACCAUGCUUGGGGUCAAGGAUGUGUGUGUUUCGGUGACAGGGUCUCUAGGCAACACUCGCGAAGUGGUCCAACUUUGCGCAGCACAUGACAUUCGCUUGCCGAUAGAGCUCAGACCAGUCUCAGACCUCACACAGAUCUACGAGGCUUUAGAUGGUGGGAAUGCAGCAGCAAAGCGCUAUGUAUUGGAUGUAGCUGGAAGUCUUCCCUUGGCCAGUGCUGACCGAGCAAGUAACAUCAAGGAUGUUGAGACUAUAGAAAAAGCGCCAAAACUGACCCCUUUGCAACCACCAGGGUACUUUGGAGUGGUAAAGGCGGCAUUACAGAUAGCAGGAUAUUGGCCGUUUGGAAUGUCUGCGACCUAAUUCAAAGCUGUUUGAUGUUGAGUAUGCAUGUGUACUAUCACAAGGUGUGCUGAGUGAAACUGAAAGAACCUGUUGCAAACCAGGAGAUGAAGAAGGUCUGCUCUCUAUCCCGCUUGCGUCCUCCGCAUAUACUUAUAGAUUCCUCAUCGUGUUACUGUUGCGUUCGCACGACUGCGGACUGUAU
This is a messenger RNA of Amoebophrya sp. A25, 2235 nucleotides long. Lineage: Eukaryota; Dinophyceae; Syndiniales; Amoebophryaceae. The record is from the annotation of a GenBank genome assembly.